Molecule: messenger RNA, 885 nt
Organism: Hemibagrus wyckioides
Lineage: Eukaryota; Metazoa; Chordata; Actinopteri; Siluriformes; Bagridae
Product: gamma-crystallin M2-like
Exons: 2
Coding region: 302-841 (179 amino acids)
Biological process (GO): lens development in camera-type eye; visual perception
Molecular function (GO): structural constituent of eye lens
Source: RefSeq, a predicted model, not a curated record
CAGGUCACAUGGAAAUUUGGUGAAAGGCCUUCAGCUCUUUUUAGGCCUCUGUGCUAUGUUGCUUGGUCAGGAGUUCGCACAAAAGGCACCACAUGGUUUCUAGUUUUUGUUUUGGGUAUAAAAGAAAGGGGGUUACACCUGAUACAGCAUCAGCUCACCAACAAAGCUCACACAGACCAACAAAGCUCCCUAUCUGAUCAUCACCAUGGCCAGGGUAAGCACUGCAUAUCUUUAAUUAAUAUUAAAUAAAAAAAAAAGAAGUUAUUAUUCAAAUUUAUUAAUCCCUCCUCUUUUCUUCCAAAUGUCUUUGCCCAAACAGGUCAUCUUCUACGAGGACAGGAACUUCAUGGGCCGCUCCUAUGAGUGCAGCAGUGACUGUUCCGACAUGUCCUCCUACCUGAGCCGCUGCCACUCGUGCAGGGUGGAGAGCGGCUGCUGGAUGGUGUAUGAUCGGCCCAACUUCACGGGAAACCAGUACUUCAUCAGGAGGGGAGAGUACCCUGACUACAUGAGCAUGUGGGGCUGGGGUAACAACUGCAUCAGGUCUUGCCGCAUGAUCCCCAUGUACCGGGGCAACUACAGGAUGAGGAUCUAUGAGAGGGAGAACUUCAUGGGGCAGAUGAUGGAUCUGAGCGAUGACUGCGACUCCAUCAUGGAUCGCUACCACUGGACCGGCGGAUGCCACUCGUGCCACGUGAUGGACGGCCACUGGCUCAUGUACGAGCAUCCUAACUACAGAGGCAGGAUGUGGUACUUCAGGCCCGGAGAGUACCGCAGCUUCAGGGACUACGGCAACAUGAACUUCAUGAGCGUGAGGCGCAUCAUGGAUUCCUGGUAUUAAAGAAAAAAAUAUCUUGGUCUAAUCGGUUACACCAUGUGAACAUC